Messenger RNA from Choloepus didactylus (southern two-toed sloth), 3145 nucleotides. RefSeq names its product modulator of VRAC current 1 (gene MLC1). NCBI's taxonomy places the organism in Eukaryota, Metazoa, Chordata, Mammalia, Pilosa, Megalonychidae. The coding region runs from base 332 to 1450 and encodes 372 amino acids. The record is from RefSeq and is a predicted model, not a curated record. Gene Ontology annotation, cellular component: cytoplasmic vesicle; endoplasmic reticulum; plasma membrane. The transcript has 13 exons. Gene Ontology annotation, biological process: regulation of response to osmotic stress.
CAGACGGCAGGGACUCGGCGGGGAAGGUAAGCGCAGCCGUCCACCCGUGAAGCAGACGGAUUUCCCGGCCUCUUGUUUCAUCUCCACCUUGAGGAGUUUAAACGCUUUACAUGGAAUUCAUAGCAAAGUCGCUACUGAAGUGAAAGGUGAAAAACAUUGUCCCCGAGGACCCGGGUAGAAGCAGCGUUUAAAGCCUGAUCUCACGCCCCCAAAUCAGACCACUCAGGUCGCUUUCACUGGGAAGGUGAUUUUAAUCACUUUUUAGGGGUCCAAGGCAGACCACAGUUCUGUGCCGAGCAGACCGCAGACGCGCCUGGUUUGCGCGCGCGCCAUGAGCCGGGAGGAGCCCUUCCGCGGGGAGCGCGGCUGCGAGCGGGGCCGGCCGGACGCGGGCGCCUACGCUGCCGACGGGAAGCCCGGCGAGCUGCCGCUGGCCCGGAGGCUGCCCCGGUGCUUCCGCUACAAGGCGUGGGCCUCGUCGGUGCUGACGGGGAGCUGCCUUCUUGUCACCUCGGGGUUUUCUCUCUACCUGGGAAAUGUGUUUCCUUCCGAAAUGGAUUAUUUGCGCUGUGCUGCAGGUUCUUGCAUUCCCUCGGCAAUUGUCAGCUUCGCUGUUUCCAGGAGAAACGUUUCCGCGAUCCCCAACUUUCAGCUGUUACUUGUCUCCACUUUUGCCGUCACAACCACGUGUUUAAUUUGGUUUGGAUGUAAACUCGUGCUGAACCCGUCGGCGAUAAACAUAAACUUCAACCUGAUUCUGCUCCUUCUGCUGGAACUGCUGAUGGCGGCCAUGGUCAUCAUCUCGGCUCGCUCCGGCGACGACGGCGGCCAGAGGCAGGAGGGUCCCAUAUCUGAUGGCACCAACAUUUUGGAGGAAGUAACCUUUCCUGCGCGGGUCCUGAAAUCCUAUUCAAUCAUUGAGGUCGCCACUGGUGUUUCGGCCGUCCUGGGCGGGGUCAUCGCCCUGAAUGUGGAUGACGUGGUCUCAGACCCACACCUCUCAGUGACUUUCUUCUGGAUUUUAGUGGCUUGUUUUCCGAGCGCCAUCGCCAGUCACGUGACCGCGGAGUACCCCAGCAGAUGUCUGGUGGAGGUGCUGGUCGCCAUCAGCAGCGUCACCUCCCCCCUGCUGUUCACAGCUUCGGGGUAUCUGUCGUUUAGCGUAAUGAGAAUCGUGGAGAUCCUUAAAGACUAUCCACCAGCCAUAAAAUCCCACGACGUGCUGCUGCUGCUGCUGCUGCUGGUGCUGCUGCUGCAAGCCUGCCUAGCCACGGGCACCGCCGUGCAGUGCGUGGCCUUCAAGGUGGACGCAAGGCUGCGGGAUGCGCCCUGGGACGCUGCGCCGGCUGGCGGACAGGAGCACCCCACUGGGGAGGUGGCCAGAAACCCUCUGCAGGAGUUUGACAAGGACAAGGCCUGGAGAGCUGUGGUGGUGCAGAUGGCCCAGUGAGCGCAUACAGGGAAACCGAGGCACAGGACUGGCCUGACCCUGGCCACAUGAAGAGCUCAGAUGCUAGAGCAGCAGACCGGGUUGCAAGUUAGAGUUCUAAUUCCUUAGGGUUGUUUAAUUUAAUAUGAUUUUGUGCUUUAUCUGAGUAGUCAAUGCGGAACUGCCACGCUGGCCUGGAACCCUAGCUGCAAGCAGAGUGGGGUGGGGGAAUGCCCUGGGCCUGCUCGGUGGCCCCAGGAAGGCUCAUUGGUCCUGCCUGGUGUGCACCUCACGGGGCCGCGGUCCCCAUGCCCACUCCCUGCUGUGCAUGAGCUCACCCCGGUUUUGGAAUCCCCAGUUCACCUGGGCAUGUGCUCAAUGCAGAGUGGAGUCUGAGUUUAAACACUCCGGACCUUUCCCUUCUGAGAUGUGCAUCAGCCGGGAGCGCAGACUGUGCAGAGUCACUUCCUCGAUCAUCCAAGCAAGGCCGAGCCAUGCUUGUCCCAUGCCCUGAGCCGGCCCUGUGUCUCUGGAGGUCCUGGAGUGGGGGGCGGGUGUCUUCCUGCCCUCAGAUGCGGCACCCUCACCCCUCGCCCCACACAGAGUCCAUGUGUCUGUGUUUCCCUCUCAUCACCUUAGCUAAGCCCAGCCAUUCCAGAAGGAUCCACACUUGCCCCCUCGUGCUGUGUGUGUGAACACCCAUCUUGGCGUGGAUGCCCCGAUGCGCCGUGGGCACUCGUCAUUGAGUCAUCCUAGCUUCCAAGACCUCUUUAGAAAUCUGCUGUAAAACUGGUGUCCCAAGUCCUCCCAGCAGGAGUUUGGCAUGGAGCCGAGUCCGAGGCUUCCAGGCUCCAAUUCGACGGCAUCUCCAGGUCUCGUCGGCCUCGGCGUCCCACUCAGCACUCAAGCCAGAGGGCCCCUGGGCUGCCCUCUGGAGCCCUCCCCGAUGGGGCCGCCCUGGGGCUCCUGGCCGUCUUCUCUUCCUAGCCCUUGGCCAACCUGGGCCUCAUUCAUGGCGGUCUGGCCCGGCCCGCAGCCCCUCGUGUCUACGGCCACCUGGGUCUGCCCGAUGCUGUGAAUUGUUUUGAGACCAGCAUUCCAGUGGUGCCGUCCCUCGCAAGGUCACAGUCGAACACGGGCGACCCUGGCCUGCCAGCAGACCUUCAGCAGUGUUCCUGACAAGUCGGCCAUCAUCUGAAGCAAACAGAAGGCAAGCAGGCAAAACACCUGAAAGGUGUGAAGUGCCAGCAGGUGGAGGAGCGUGAGGGCUCCGGGCCUAACAGCGCUGGGCCCCAGGGUCACAGGCCAGCCCUUCCCCUGUCCGCAGCUCCAGAGGCAGAGAAAGACUGAAGGGCUUUGGCCUGGUCCCCAGACAACCACGACCUGGGUGGCUCUCACCUGCACUCCGCCCAAACUGCAGCCUGGGCCCCUUGCCCUUGCCUGCAGCUCCCUGGCAAGGAGGCCCAGGCAGGGGUCUGCUGCCCACCCCCGCCUCCUGACGACAGGAUGGGGUGGCCGCAGGGACAGUGCGGGGUUCCUCCCGGGGGACCAGAGAGACGGAGUCCUGCAGCCCAAGGCAGCCCCUGGCGGCCAGAACUAGCUUGCACGUAUUUUAGGAAGAGCUGGGAAAAUGCGGUUUUAAAACAUUUAUAAUUGUCUUUUAAUUUACAUUUUGUAUUUUAAUACUGCUUGAACAAUAAAUAAUGCUAACAGUAA